Pseudo-nitzschia multistriata is the source of this 1485-nucleotide messenger RNA. The record is from the annotation of a GenBank genome assembly. NCBI's taxonomy places the organism in Eukaryota, Bacillariophyta, Bacillariophyceae, Bacillariales, Bacillariaceae.
CGAUUAAAUGUAAGUGGCACUGGUAAGCUGCUUGCCAUCAAAACCAUCGGUACAAAAGCCAGAAAGAAUCCAUCCAUAAUCACUAAAAUCGGGAUCCUUCUGGAUAUUCUCCUGGUAUUCUUCCUUCAACCGAGUUGCCUUCUCGUCGUAUUUGUCGAGGACGGCUUGGAGUGCGGGGUCGUACGGAGCAUCGACCGUCGAAGUCAUUGUAUGACGACCUUCUUCCAUACCACAAACCGUUCCUAACAAAACAGUGAUCAUAUUGAGUCCGAGGGAAUCCCAGUUUGGAUCGCGAAUGUCACGCCAUCGCAUGACAUCCGAUGAAGUAGCCAAACGAGUGUAGCCAAGAGUUGAACCAUGAACAUCAGCCGUGAUGCUCAUAAGCUCGAUCCAGUCUUCGAGGCUAUUGAUUUCUGAAGUGAAGCUCCCACACUCCUUUAGAUACUGCUUCAAGCGUUCCUCGACGGCCGCAGCCUUUUCUGGGUUUAUAUUGCGAAAGGCAUCAGAUGCUUCCUUUGCAAAUGGUGAGAUAAGAUUGACAUGCUUCCUGAACUCGGUCAGGAUCCCUGCUCUAUCCAUAUCUUUGGAUGAGAUGCCAACCAUGGAAUCGAUCCAGGACGAUGCAGAGGGAUUCUGGCCCCAUGUAUUCAAUAGACGAGAUAGAAUAGGUGUGAUCGCUGCGGUGGAACCAAAACCCAAUUUUCCCGUAAUCAAAGCAGUGAUCUUGGAUUGGUCUGUGUCAAGAAUUUCUGGUGCAGGAAGGAUCAAAAGUGUCCCAACCUGCGAAUACUUUUGUUGAAUGUUAUUCGCGUAAAACUUUGCCCAUUGGUGCAUUGGUUCGAAGUCUUUUGAAACAUAUUGAAAUGCAGAAGUUAUUAGGUAGUGAAGGACAUGAAUCGUCGCGUGAAUGGAUGAGGCGUAAAAGAAUAGGUUGUAAAUCGCAGCACUUGCCCAGUAGUCCUCGUCUUGUUGACUCUUGAAUUCGAAGAUUUUCGAUCCUUUGGAAUCGUCGUAAACCUUGUAACCUGUCAAUUUCAUGCGCUUGUCAAAGAAAAAGUUUACGUUACGGCCGACGCCGGUCAAAGUGCGUGUCAUUUCACGGUAUAGUGAUGGUUUAUUCUUGCAAUCGGGAUCUCUUCGAUCGAAGGAUCUGAGUUCAAACCCCCAGCGGGUUUUGGUCAAGGCUGAAGCAAAAAAUGGGUCUACCUUAAGAAGAUACCUAAGGGUCUUCGCGUUACAGUUGUUUGGGAAAAAAUCGUAGUUUGGAUCGUCCGGGAUGGUGUAAUCAUCGAGGGUUUCCUCGAGGUAAGCAUUUUGCAAGGGAAGCAACCCGUCCGCUUUUGGCUUCCCAUUCAGAGCAAAAAGGAGUGGGGCAGCUUUGAAAACAAAUUUUUUUGUUUUUGCUUCCACGCCGUCGUUGUUGAGAGCCAGGGGUACGUUAUCCUUGGGUAAGUGGACACCGGGAAACACUUCACGGAUUACAUU